Molecule: messenger RNA, 240 nt
Organism: Hydatigera taeniaeformis
Lineage: Eukaryota; Metazoa; Platyhelminthes; Cestoda; Cyclophyllidea; Taeniidae
Source: the annotation of a GenBank genome assembly
AUGGUCUGUACCGGUGACUGCGAUGGGACGUUCUAUCAUCCAGAUGGCAUUGAGUGGCUGAUUCGGCUAUACUCACAAAUGCAUGAAAUUGAGGCGGAGGCAGCUCCUUCACCGUCUCCAUCGGCGGAGAACAAUCGAGGCAAUCUAGAAGCGUCGCUGAGUGAUGCAUUGAGCAAAUUGCUGUUGCAACGACGUCAAUACCUUUCGGAGGAUGAGGGCGAUGACUCGGAUUCCUUCUAG